CAGACGCUCUGAAAAAUUCAUCUCUGCAGUUGUCGCCGGUCCUUGCCCCACGAAAGCCUGCUCGCAACUCUAAGUUUAUGGAUAUCGAUAACAUCGUUGGGCCCCUAUCUCACCCAACUUCCUCGCCACCUCGCAGAGAUGCCAACAAUAUGACUGAGCCGCCCAACUACCACUCUGCAAUACCUGAUAACAUUCCUGUCUCCCCGCGCACAUUGCAGCCCACUGGUCAUCUUGGUUCUCUAUACAGGAGAUCCCUCUCCCCCCAGGUCGACGCAUGUGGAUCUCGCGAAUUACCUGGAAUGGGAGCUUUCGUGGAACCCUCUAGGAAGUUGCGGAAAGAGGCCACUGGGUAUUCACGCAACUCUGUGAAUAGCAUGACUCUGAUCAACACCCCAGCCCACUAUAUACCUCCUCCUAAGCCCUUCACACGCAAAGGCUCCUCUCUGACUCCGCAGGAAAGAGGCAGCAUCACAUCCGAUAUUGACUCCACCCCUCUCCAGGCGCAAACUCCCUCUCUGUUGCCGCAGCAUAAUCAAUUGUAUGAGGGUGACUCGGACGACAGGAUGGUUAGGGGUGGAUCUGUGGAAUCUGACGACCAACAGUAUUUGAUCACUGCGGAGGACGGAAGCAUCGUCCCAGCGGCUGAUUCCCCCGAAGCCCGCAAGCGACGACUGAAUACUAUUGCGGCACGUAGGAGUCGGCAGCGAAAGUUGGAAUAUGUCCGCUCGCUCGAGGCUCAAGUGGCCGAACUUCAGAAGGAGCGUGAUGAACUCAGGGCACGAUGUCGAAGGGGUGAGGAGAAGGUUCAAUGGUUGAAGGAGAUGCUGAUGGAUGGUCGAGGUGCUGGCUCCAGUUGA
Messenger RNA from Cantharellus anzutake, 857 nucleotides. RefSeq lists its product as uncharacterized. Gene Ontology annotation, cellular component: nucleus. The coding region runs from base 78 to 857 and encodes 259 amino acids. Lineage: Eukaryota; Fungi; Basidiomycota; Agaricomycetes; Cantharellales; Hydnaceae. The transcript has a single exon. Gene Ontology annotation, biological process: regulation of transcription by RNA polymerase II. The record is from RefSeq and is a predicted model, not a curated record. Gene Ontology annotation, molecular function: DNA-binding transcription activator activity, RNA polymerase II-specific; RNA polymerase II transcription regulatory region sequence-specific DNA binding.